UGGAAAAGUUGUUAUAAAGAAUAUGUCUUAUGUAUAGUCUGAGCAAUGGGCUUGCUGACUAUGACAACUUCUCUAUUCUCCUUCGCAAUCUCUAUCUUGGGUCCUUGUCCGUCUUCCCAACUUCCAACUUUUGCUGAGGAAAAUGACUUUAAAGUAAGAGGGUUAUGAAUCUUGGAAAUGGCUGAGCUGCAAGGGCCCAACUGAUGGAGACCGUUUGGAUUACUCUGAUUUGCUCAAGAAGCUUUUGUAUACCUUGAAAAAGCAGAGUUUCAAGGAGAAAAUAGUUUGCGGUUAUUCAGAGCUGUCGUAGUCACUUGAUUCUUCGAUUUCUCUUUGGCUAGUCUUUUCUUAGUUGGUGUUUUAGUAUUCUGGCUCUUACUCUUAGACUUAGGUUUAAUCAGUGCUUCUAAUUUGUCCAUGUUUUUGACCUCAAGGAAUGAUGGAAGGAUUGCUCCUCGUCCAUAUCCAUGCCUAUCAACAUUUAAAUCAGGAAUUUUUGUCUCUAGUUGACUGUUAUCUGAAGCAUUAGAAGAGAGAACUGAUUUUGAGUGAGAAUCUGAAACCUCUGUAGUUUUAGUUCUUUUAGUCUGCUUAGGAGCAGCUUUGAACCAAGGUUCUUCUUGUGAUGCAUCAUAAAUGCACUCAAGAAAAAGAUCUUUCUUCUUAUACCCUAAUUUGGUUUUCUUCUCUUUGUCUGCUUUCCUCUUCAACGCUUGUCUACUUUGAGAAUUUUUCAUGCUCAUCUUGAUUAAUUUAUAGU
This is a messenger RNA of Moneuplotes crassus, 760 nucleotides long. The record is from the annotation of a GenBank genome assembly. Lineage: Eukaryota; Ciliophora; Spirotrichea; Euplotida; Euplotidae.